Molecule: messenger RNA, 3748 nt
Organism: Tyto alba (common barn owl)
Lineage: Eukaryota; Metazoa; Chordata; Aves; Strigiformes; Tytonidae
Gene: WSCD1
Product: WSC domain containing 1
Exons: 10
Coding region: 662-2395 (577 amino acids)
Molecular function (GO): sulfotransferase activity
Source: RefSeq, a predicted model, not a curated record
AGCAGAGAGGCGUCUGUAUGUGCAGUGAAGCCAGCAGAGCGGAGCAGGCAGUCCUAAGGACAGGGAGCAAACUGCCUUUCAGCUCUCACAUGUAUAAAUAAUUUACUUCUAUCCACCUGUGCCCAGAAUAACAAUUUGCUGCCUGAAAUCUCAGAGCUGGUGCUGGGAGGCUGCCAGGGACUCGCUUUCCCGGGACCCCCUGGACCUGUUGGGAAGGGGUCUGGGUCUCCAGAGGGAUCUGCCCCUAGUGGGAAGAGGCUCCGCGAAGCAAACACAGGAGCAUCCGUUCGGCUGAUCGCAUUAGGUCCUCACGCUGCCGCCGCCGCCACUUCGAUAUCUGCCUAUGCAGCCAUCCGUGCGUUUGGACAACCUAUAGACAGGGAGAGUGCAUGGUAUUUCACUGGAUUGUCCAGGACUUUGCCUGCCUACAACAGGAGUUCCUCAACCAUAAAAGAAAGGUGUCGGCGCUGGCUGCGGGCAGCGCCUGCGGGUGGCAGCGCCCCGGGGGCGCGCGGAGCCCCGGGGGCGCGCGGAGCCCCGCGCCCGCCCCGCCAGGAGGCACCGAAGGGAUGGGCUGAACCCACGGGAGGAACCAGCGCCCCGCCAGACAGAGAUUCGGGGGCCCGUCGGGAGGCGUGAAGGGCCCAGCUUCAGUAAGGGCAUGGCCAAAGCUUUCUUCAGGCUGCAGAAGUUUCUCCGCCGGACCCAGUUCCUGCUCUUCUUCCUCACAGCAGCUUACCUGAUGGCUGGCAGCCUCCUGCUGCUACAGCGGACGCGCCUGGUUAUCCAGCAAGGCUCGCACGGGACCUCCGCUACCCAGGCCCUGCCGGGGCCGGGCGGCGAGGCCGGGGCUGGGAUGGCAGAGCCCGGGGCGCUGCACAGCCCCCGGCCCGGCCCCGGGCUGCCGGCCGGCCGGGACGCGCUGCAGGAGCCGGCGCUGGGCCAGGCGCACGGCCCGCGGUGGCUGGCGUCCCGCAACUCCGAGCUCAGGCAGCUGCGGAGGAGGUGGCUUCACAGGUUCGUCAGCGACCAGGAGCCCGUGCGAGCAGCGGGAUUCAGAGCGAUGAAGCACGCCGCUGAGCACAAAGGCACCUACAUGGGAUGCUUCAGCGAUGAUUCGAGGGAGAGGACACUGAAGGGAGCUGUGUUUUACGAUUUAAGGAAAAUGACAGUAUCGCACUGUCAGGAAGCUUGUGCUGAGAGGGCUUACACCUACGCAGGCCUGGCGUACGGAGCAGAGUGCUACUGCGGGAACAAGCUCCCUGCCACCGCCUCGAAGCCCGAGGAGUGCAACAGCGAGUGCAAGGGGGAGAAGGGCUCUGCCUGCGGAGGGGUGAACCGGCUCUCUGUCUACAGGGUGGAGGAGCUGCGGGCAGGAGCGAGGCGACGGAGGAAUGUUAUCUAUCGAGGAUGUUUUAGAGCUCCAGAAAAUUUAACAGACACCUUUCCAGCCUCUUUGAUACAGCCCAAUUUGACGGUGGAGAUGUGCUCUGAAUUUUGCUCCAAGAAAGAGUUUCCCUUGGCAGUCGUCCGAGGGCGGGAGUGUUACUGCGGCUACCCCACCGGGCGCUUCCCACUGCACGGCGGCGCGGACGGGCUGCCCUGCGGCGGGGCGCACAACGCCAGCAGCGCCGCCGGGGGAAAGUACUGCCUGGUCUACCAGACCCCGGUGCAAGACACCCGCUGCACGGACAGAAAAUUCCUAACCACCAAAUCCAAAGUGUUCGUUGCUUUGUCAAGCUUUCCCGGGGCUGGGAAUACAUGGGCUCGCCAUUUGAUAGAGCAUGCCACGGGAUACUACACGGGAAGCUAUUACUUUGAUGGAGCCCUCUACAACAAAGGUUUUAAAGGAGAAAAAGACCACUGGAGAAGUAGAAGGACCAUCUGUGUGAAAACACACGAAAGCGGCAAGACGGAGAUUGAAAUGUUCGACUCGGCGAUCCUGUUGAUAAGGAACCCCUACAAGUCGCUGAUGGCGGAGUUCAACAGGAAAUACGCCGGGCACCUGGGCUACGCCACCGACCGCAACUGGAAGAGCAAAGAGUGGCCCGACUUCGUGAGCAGCUACGCUUCCUGGUGGGCCUCCCACGUCCUGGACUGGCUGAAGUACGGGAAGCGCCUGCUCGUAGUCCACUACGAGGACCUGAAGCAGAGCCUCAUCCCCAAGCUGAAGGAAAUGGUGGAGUUUCUGAAUAUGACAGUGACAGAGGACCGACUGCUCUGUGUCGAGAACAACAGGGAUGGGAAUUUCAAGCGGUCUGGCGCUAAGCAAAAGGAUUUUGAGCCAUUCACCCAGGAUAUGAAAGAUCUUAUCAACAGAUACAUCCUGACAGUGGAUGAAGCCCUGAGGGAAAGAAACUUCACAGGGCUGCCCAGAGAGUAUGUGCCAAGAUGAUAGCCUGGUAGCACUCUGCUGUGUUUAAAAAUAAUCUUUUCUUAAAAAAAAAAAAAAAAAAAAAAAAGACCAGAGCUUUAUAGUUAAAGCAAAGAUGCUUGUGGAGUCUGCUGAGCAGUGCAAAUUCUCUCCACUCUCGGGUGUUCUUCAGGGUACUAAGUGCUCCAGAAGACAAGCAAUGAAGGAUGGAAAGUGGGUUAUAAACCAAGGCAAAAACCUGUUAUUGUCUGCCUGCACGUGCCCCUCCCUGCAAAAGUGGCUCAGAACUUCACCGCAGAGAACCCCACCUUCUCUCCAGCACAGACCUGCCCCGGGCUGCUUGGGUUUUCACAGCAGUUGUGUUGGAGAUGGAUGCACAUAAAGGGGGAGUGGGGGGUGGGCAGAAGUCUUAACACUGAUCAACAAUUUUCAUCUAAGCAUUUAAGGAAAUCAGUUGCUUUCUUUUUAGUAUAGCCCACUAGCUUCUUUCUCCUGGGUUUGCUGGCCAGGUCACCUGCCACAGCGGUAUCAGGGGUGCAGGGGGAAGAAAGCACCAGCGGGAGAAGGUGCCCCAGCCCUUGCGCAGAGACGCUCCAGGACCGAGCCCAGGCAGCCCCGCACGAACGGCACAGCCCGGGGCCACGCCAGUGCUGCUGGGAGGUGGGCAGCCACAGCAUCCCCCCACGGCAAGAUGCAUGGCUGGGGACCCGUAGGAGAACACAGAAAUUCAGCACGGCCAGGGGUGGAAAUCCCUUGGUGUCACCAGCCUCAAACAGCCCCCAGACCUGGCCUCAGGGGCAUAGGGGAGGCCUCAGCGGCGUGGGAAAGAAGGAAGGGGCUGCCACCCAUGCCAGGGGCUCAGCCCGGGUUUUUGUGCCUCCAUCGCUGCACCUGGAGAGUCACGGUGGGUCCGGGGAGAUGCCGAGGCCAAAUGUCACUGCACCCAGCGCACAUGGUGCUAGAAGUGGCUAGAAACUGCACUGAUGUGAGCCCGGACCACCCGGGGAGCAGGGGCAAAGGGGAUGAGCCCCAGCACAGGCAGGAUCCCGCCUCCAUUCCCACCAAGGCUGUCCAACCUGAAAAAUGUGAAGCUGCUUAUUGCUGCUCUCCGGAGCCACCCCCAGCAGCAGCGUGUGGUUUGUUUCUGACUCAUUUCAGUUCCCUGUGGUUCCUCUCGUCCCGCACUGGGACGCGCGUGCGGUGCGGGGGCAGCCGGCCUCGGGGUCCUGCCCCAGCGCCUCGCAGGCAGUGAGACUGCACAGCCAAAGGGGCUGCCCUGCUGCAAGAUGCUUUUCUUCACGUGAAAUAAAGGGUUCCUUAAAAACUUGAGUGAAAAUACUAGUUUUAAUAAAACAAGAAGUUUAUAUGAAGGGA